AUGUCCAGAUCACCACAACCUUCCAAUACUCUCCUCCUUCGCCGCCAAUUAGCAGAGCUCACAAAGCACCCAGUUGAAGGUUUCUCAGCAGGACUCGUCAACGAUGAUAACUUGUAUGAAUGGGAAAUUCUGAUCAUCGGUGAAGGAGGCUUCUUUAAGGCGCGACUGUCCUUCCCUCCUGAGUUCCCACUACUACCGCCCAAGAUGCGCUUUACGACGCAAAUGUACCAUCCAAACAUUUACCCCGAUGGAACAGUCUGUGUGUCAAUAUUACAUGCCCCUGGCGAUGACCAGUACGGAUAUGAAGACGCAGGGGAGAGGUGGAUGCCAGUACACACUUUGAUCAGCGUAAUUUCUCUUCUAUCGUCUGACACACCAAAUCUGGACAGUCCCGCCAAUGUGGAUGCCGCCAAGGAAGUUCGCACAGACCUGGAGGGAUACAGGAAGAAAGUUCGGCGACUAGUCCGCAGAAGUGCUGAGGAGGCAUUCGAUUAAUGAACCUUCGCUCGGUCUUGCUUUCUGUACGCUGCAUUUCCCCUUCCCUUAUGCAUCAUGAUGUUGCCUGCAUACACAUUAUUCUGUUUCUAGUUGUGUUUUAUUAUAACGAUCUCAUUACUUUCCAUUC
This is a messenger RNA of Laccaria bicolor S238N-H82, 625 nucleotides long. RefSeq lists its product as uncharacterized. Bases 1 to 495 code for a protein of 164 amino acids. Gene Ontology annotation, biological process: proteasome-mediated ubiquitin-dependent protein catabolic process; protein polyubiquitination. The transcript is spliced from 7 exons. The record is from RefSeq and is a predicted model, not a curated record. NCBI's taxonomy places the organism in Eukaryota, Fungi, Basidiomycota, Agaricomycetes, Agaricales, Hydnangiaceae. Gene Ontology annotation, molecular function: ubiquitin conjugating enzyme activity.